AUGGAAGAGACGAUGGAGACACUUUGUGUGGUGGCGUGUGACUCGAACUUGCAGAAGGCAGAGGAGUUGGAGGCUAGUCUUAGACGCUGGAAGCAGCGCCUGCAACUCGCGUCCUUCUCUGCAGCUUCAACCCACACUGCCAGCUCGGUGCCAGUAGAAGAGGCUUUCUCACUAGCAGACACUUCUGUUCAGAGGCCACCAGAGUCUGAUAUUGAACAGUCCGCACGAAAUAGAGGCGAAAUUCAAGUAGGGAGAGAGAAUGCAGUGCCUGAACAGGGAAGGCAGGCUCAACUGGGAGGGAGGGAGGUGGAAAGGGCUUGGCACAAACUGACAUCAUACAUUCUGGAGCUGGAGAGGAGAGUGAGAGAGAUGGAGGCAGGAUCAGGUAGAUCCUCAGCCACUGUGGCAGUAUCUUCAAUGGACAGUCAAACUGGAGACAUCUCCAGAGCUGCUGUGGGAAACCCAGAAAGACAUACAGUUGACCUGAGGGACGGCUAUAUUCAGGCACUACUGCUAGUCUUCUCCUGGCUCACCACCGCAGAGCUUUGCACCGCAUCCCAGGUGUGUCACAGGUGGAGGGAAGUAGCCAAACAUCCUCAGCUCUGGCAGACUGUCGCCAUCUCUGACACUGUCAUGACCUCACAGGAUCUGGUGAGACUAGGAAGGCUGUGCAGCGAAUCUCUCUCUCUCUCCCUCCAUGGUCUGAUGCCAGAAAUGGCUGGUCCUGAUGAAGACCUCCACUCCUACAUUGCCAGACAGAGGGGUAGUCUGGAACCAGGACUGGCCUCUCUCCUUUCCGCUGCUCCUCACCUGAGCAGUUUGGCUGUGACUGAGUGCAAUCUAAUGCUUACUGAGAGACUCCUGUGGUUGGCUAGUGUCCACUGCCCCAAGUUGAGGCAGUUCACGUACACCAGUGAUGAGUUUCCUCCGUCGCCCGCUGCUCUCUGGGCCCUCAGUAAUGGCUGCCCCAAACUCCAGUCCCUUCACCUCCCUCCAUACCCCAACAGUCCAUUUAUCAGUCAUUUCAAUGACGCCUGUCUGUCAACCAUAGCUAGAGGUUGGCCACACCUCCUACAGCUGACAGUCGGUGGACCUGCCAUCACUGCUGCUGGCCUCAAGGAAAUUGUGGUGUACUGUCAGUGGCUGGAGGUACUGAGAGUGGAUCACGGACCUCAGAUCUCUUCUUCUGACGUGACAGACAUGCUGUCCAGUGGAGGCCUCACUCAUCUUCGCUCUCUCUCCUUUCUCUUCACUCCACUGUCUCCCAAGGCACUCCACCACCUCUCCAGUUCCUGUCCAAAACUGAACGAUAUCACUCUCCAUAUAUCACCCAACACCUAUUUUCCUGGUUCUUCUACCGACUCUGUCAUUCUAAAAAAGUUUCAUCAAAUUCACUCCAACUUUCAGGAGUUAGAGAAGAUGCCUCAGAUGAAGGGAGUUCUUCAGUUACACCUUCACCAUCCGCAGACUGACAACAUGGUAACUAUUGACUAGGUCAUGUGACUAGGUCAUGUGACUGAGGGUGUGGGUUAAAAGUGAUGUUUUGUAUGUGCUAUAGAAAGGGACUGUCAAUUUCUUAAGAGUCACAUAGUGUGGCAUGCUACAUGGAGGACUAGUACAGUCUGUGGUUUAGUGGAGAGCUCUCUGUAUACUCAGCACUCGGUUGCCUGCACCCCUUGUGUAUUGGAGGUGCAGUAGUGACAGUGAGGUCGCAUAUUGCGGACCAUCACGGUUGUAGAGGUGUGGCCUCUGGGCGGAGACAGGUAGGUGUGGCAGACCGGACACACGAAGCACUGGGGAUGGAAGUGGAGGUGCAGGCCAGGGAUUGCGAUGAGAGGUGGCUGGGGGCCGAGUGGUCUGUGGCAGAGGGAGCAAGGGAGGCUGGGGUCUGCAGGUCUCACUAGGAAAGCCUGCUGGGGGCCGUCCUGUCGCUGUAUGUCAGGUAUCAUCGUGGCGAGGGAGGGGCGGGCAGGCUGGGUGGGCCCGCCAGUGAACUUGUUCCUCUCUCUGGGACCCCAUGUCCGACUGCGGGCCUUUGCCUGCUGCUGCUGACUGCUCUGGUGUUGGAUAUCUCUUGCCACGUUUGACAGACUGUCGUAACUGGCUCCUCCAUUUAACUGCUGCACUGCUCCUGUCGAAACUGACUGAACUCUGCCUCGUGCUGCUGGAGGAGGACCCCCCACUGGUAGCGCCCGGUUCACUCGCGUCUGCUCUGCCAGUCGCUGACCUCGUGACCCCUUCUGCUGCCCUCCUCGGGGAGGGAACUGCGGCAUGGACACCUGUUUUACCGGACCAGGGGGUGUGGCCCCUCCAUACCUCCCUUCCUGCGGUGUUAAUGGUUUGGGAGGGGUUUCAGUGGGCGGGGUAUGGACAGGAUUGCUGAUAGUCUUUUGGACCUGCUCCAGAGACUUCUUCUGCGGUGUCCAGCGAGUGUGCGCAACUUUCUGGAUCUUGAUGUCUCCGUGUAGCUCCACCUCCUCCGCCAUGACUGGCCGUACGUUGAGGGGCUCGGUGGAUGAUGUGGACUGAAUGGUUAUCAUGUUGGGGUCACGAGAAGGAAUGAAUACUGCUUCUUCCCCUCCUCCCCCCUCUCCCCCUUCUUCCACAACAGGCUGCUCAACACUCUUCUUUCUCACUGGCUUUGGUAAAACCUUUGGAGGUGGCGGCUUCCUGUGAGAGUGUCAGAGAUACGGAGCAGUGUUAUUGGCGAGCGAACCAAGCCCACCUAUAUAGUCUGAAUGUGGAAUUUAUAUGUUGUGACCUGCACUGCCGCACUAAACUUACUGUAGUGUUAUGCGUGAUUCGCGAACAUGCGUUGCAC
Geodia barretti is the source of this 2821-nucleotide messenger RNA. The record is from the annotation of a GenBank genome assembly. NCBI's taxonomy places the organism in Eukaryota, Metazoa, Porifera, Demospongiae, Tetractinellida, Geodiidae.